GACGUCUGUCAGUUUACAAAGCUCUCCAAAGAGGAACAGAGACUACUUCAUUCAUCUGUACUCCUUUGAAUCUCAUCUUCAACCGAAAGCCUUUUUGGAAAAUGGUGAACAGCAGAGAAAUGGUGAAGAGCACCUUUGUCGCCCUGGUCCUUGUGGCGGUGGUUCAGUAUGUAUCAGCAGCAGAGAAGCUGGCAUCCUGCUGUAAGACUGUCACGAAACUGAAGAUAACCGAACCAAUCACAGGAUACAUGGUCCAGAGGCCGAAACCUCCAUGUGUCCUCGCUGUCAUCUUUCAGACACAGUCAGGUCUUUACUGCAGCCAGCUGACCGCACCAUGGGUUCGCCAAGAGAUCGCUGCAAUUGAGAGAGCUAAAGCUCGGGCAACUUCUUCUUCAGUGGUUCCUUCGUCAGCACCCUCCCUCCUCUCCAUCAUCACCUCCACUGCCUCCCGUCCGGCAUCCUCCACUCCUCUUUCUUCUUCUCUUCCUUCUUCCUCCUCUCCACUUUCUAGCUCUUCUCCUUCUUCAUCCUCCACUCCUCUUUCUUCUUCUUCUUCUCUUCCUUCUUCCUCCUCUCCACUUUCUAGCUCUUCUCCUUCUUCAUCCUCCACUCCUUUGUCUUCCACCUCUCCUGCCUCCUUUGCCCCAACAUCUGAGAUGCCAGCUGAUGAAACAUUUUCAGAGGACAAGGAUGAGUAAAUCUGCAUCUGAUCCUCCACCAGCCAAUGAAAAUGAAGACUGAAUUCAUCAAGAUGUUUACGAUUAUGGCUUCAAAACUGUAACAAGCUGAUAUUUAAAAAAGCAAAGCAAAAAAGUUACUAUGUUAAAUUAUCAUUUGUCUAAUAUUUUAGGUGGAUUUAUUUAUUAGUUUAAUUUAAUUGACCAGUCUUGAUAAAAGUAUUUAUGUAUUUAUUACCAAGUGUGUUUAUGAACGGUUAUAAGGUACUUUACAUAAGUACAGAGUGUAAUGUUAAUGAUGUGGCUGUAAGCAACUCAAUUUAUGAACUUGUUCACUGAAAUAUUUUAGGAUUUUUAUUUAUUUGAAUUCUUGAGCUUAUUUUUCUUCUAAAGAAGUUGUGACAAAAAAAUCUGAAAUAAAUGUUGCACAUGAGAUCGUU
Molecule: messenger RNA, 1117 nt
Organism: Labrus mixtus (cuckoo wrasse)
Lineage: Eukaryota; Metazoa; Chordata; Actinopteri; Labriformes; Labridae
Exons: 4
Coding region: 102-698 (198 amino acids)
Biological process (GO): immune response
Cellular component (GO): extracellular region
Molecular function (GO): chemokine activity
Source: RefSeq, a predicted model, not a curated record